AGAGCAGGAACUGCAGGGAGGACUGGUGGGCGGGGGAGCGGCGGCCGCAGAUAACGUCAUUGCCCUGCCCAGCUUUUCUCGCCGCAGUCGCCUCGCCGCGCGGACCCUAGGCCAAGGCCAAAGGGAGCUUCCGAAUGCAAGUCGGAACUGCGGCCCCGGGCCUUCAUGACCCGACGCCUGGACUGGAGAGUGUGCAACUGCGAGACCGUGGGAAUCGAGAGCCCCUCCGAGCCGGCAGUGUGCCAAGCCGGGACUGGAAGCUUCCCUAGGGCGUCCGCGCCUCUGCUGGGCGCUUCCACCUGUGUGCACACACGCACCCGCGCUGCGAAGACGCUGUGUGUAGAGCCCGGAGGAUCGACCCCAGGCUUUGUACUCCACUCAGGCGCCCCGGUAGCCUGGCUACUGCAAUUGCAACGAGAGCUUGCUUGGUCCCAGGCCGCCGCGAGACCCCCUCCUAAGGGCUCCAGGCUUCGGAACCACCCUCCAGUGACCCCAGCAGGCCCACACAGGUGCCCGGGCCACACACACCUCACGUCUCGAAGGGCAGUACACACAACUCCCAGCCAUCCACAUGCCUUCAUGUCUUUCUUCACUCUGCUCUACACAGAUGACCCAGAAUUGGGGUCAGCUGUAUAAGAAGAGAUGGAAAAAUAGAAAACAAUGGGAGCUUACUGAUAUGGUGGUAUGGGUGACUGGAGCUUCAAGUGGGAUUGGUGAAGAGCUGGCUUACCAGCUGUCUAAACUAGGAGUUUCUCUUGUGCUAUCAGCCAGAAGAGUGCCUGAACUGGAAAGGGUGAAAAGAAAAUGCCUUGAGAAUGGCAAUUUAAAAGAAAAAGAUAUACUUGUUUUGCCCCUUGACCUGACUGACAGAAGUUCCCAUGAAGUAGCUACCAAAACUGUUCUUCAGGAGUUUGGUAAAAUUGACAUUUUGGUCAACAAUGGGGGAAGAUCUCAGCGUUCCUUGUGUGUAGACACCAGCCUGGAUGUCUUCAAAGAGCUAAUAGAACUUAACUACUUAGGAACAGUGUCCUUGACUAAGUGUGUUCUGCCUCACAUGAUUGAGAGGAAGCAAGGAAAGAUUGUUACUGUGAAUAGCCUCGUGGGUAUCAUAGCUGCACCCCUUUCCAGUGGAUAUUGCGCCAGCAAACAUGCUCUUCGGGGUUUUUUUAAUGCCCUCCGAACUGAACUUACUGCAUACCCAGGUAUAGUAAUUUCUAACAUUUGCCCAGGACCUGUGCAAUCAAAUAUUGUGAAGAAUGCCUUAACUGAAGAAGUCACAAAGGCAGUAAGCAAUGACGGAGACCAGACCUACAAGAUGGCAACCAGUCGUUGUGUGAGACUGAUGUUAAUCAGCAUGGCCAAUGAUUUGAAAGAAGUUUGGAUCGCAGAUCAUCCUUAUUUGUUAGUUGCAUAUUUGUGGCAAUAUUUGCCAACCUGGGCCUGGUGGAUAACUGGGAAAUUAGGGAAGAAAAGGAUUGAGAACUUUAAACGUGGUGUGGAUGCUGAUACCUUUUAUUUUAAAACCUGGAAGACAAAACAUGACUGAAGGAAUACUUGCAUUUUUCAAGCCACUGGAGGGAGAAGUGGAAGACAUGAGCAAUCCUCUUACACAUGGAAGACUAGUAAUAGUUACAAUGAUAAAUAAAAGAUUGUUGUGAAUCUUGCAAUAAAGAUAUUAGCAAUAUCACAUUUGUGGGUAAAUGAAUAUUUUAAAAUAGUCAGCAGAUGUGCUUAAAGUCUAGGUUAGCAGAAUUCAAAACAAAAAUUAAAAUAAACCAUUUAACAUAAAUUUGUGGAGUAGUAUAUGGAGGCCAGUGCUGGGUAAUGAGCAGAUAUACAGAAGUAUCUGAAAUAGUCUUGCUUCCAUGGUGCUAACACUCUUAGAAGAGUUGACAGGUACAAAUGACUGUCAUUUGAAGCAGUAGGUAGGGUUCAUAGCUGCCACAAUUUAUUAAACAAGUGUUAUUGUGAUUUUCUUGGAUCUUGGUAUGAUAGUUUUUGAAUCCUACACAUUUUAUCUGUUAUUUUAAGAAACCAUGGGUCCUAUUUAAAUCUUAUUUUUGUAAGCAUUUGCCCUGUUUAGUAUAUAGAUCACUUUAGUAUAUAGAUCACUGAGCUAUAUUCCAGUAGGCUUCAUGGUGUUAUUUUGGUAUACUUGGUUAACCCCUUCUAGUGGGGGCUCCUGGUGCUGCCUGAGAAGAUGAAAGUGGUUCUCUGUUCCAUGCCCCCUGGUGUCCCAGCAUCUCCACAGGGAGGAGAGUCUUGGUUCUGCAGGGGCAGAAACUUCUUAGACAGGCCAUGUGCUCUGAGUGUGUUUUGCCAGUUUUACCUGCCCACCUUGUUAUCUUUUGUGGAAAGGGAAAGUCUUAAAGCCAGUAGGAAAGGAAAGUGCUUGCUCUAGUCACUUGUUUUCAGCAGGGCUACCAAUUGAUCCCCCUUGCUGGUGAUGUCAGACUUGCUUAGUGUUACCAGAGGAGAUCUUAUUCAACUAUUUAACCUGUGUUGCCUUAAGUUGUUGGGUUGGAGGUCAAGAACUGUUGAGUCUUGGUGGCCUUCAGCUGUUGGCUGGGAGGAUGCAAAACACCAUGCCACUCUGCUCCUCUUCCAGUCCUGGGAUCCCAAAGCAGCUUGCUUUCAUCUUACCACUUUUUAUGUUCUCUGUUGCUUAUCUGAUGUAUCACAGGGUUUAUGUUUGGGCUUAGCAAAGAGGAGCAGGAUAAAGUGGUUUUACACCAUUCUGUUCAGAGUAGAAGUCAAAUAUUAUCUUUUAAAAAUUUGAAUUUGUUUAUUGUCUAUAUACAGAAAUACUGAUUUUUAUAACUUGGUGUUAAGUCUACCAGUCUUGAAGUUGUUCUUGUUAUUUUUGUAUGUUCUGAACUUUUAUUGUAUUUUGUAUUUUCUGAACAAACAUCAUGCUCUCUGAAUAAUAAGUUUUAUUCCUUCAUUUUCAGGCCUUAGAUAUUUUAUUUCUUUUCCCUGUCUUAUUCUUUCUGGCCAAGACUACAAGACAAAGUUGAAUGACACAGUGAAAAUGCUUCCUAUAUUUCAUUUCCAGUCUAAGAAGGAGACUGUUUAACACUUCACUGUUAACUAUUAUUAGUUGUAGGUUUCUGAAAAUACCCUUUAUCAGAUUUAGGAAGUUCCUCUUUUACUUCUUUGCUGAACAUUGUCAUAGCAGUUUUCUUCAUUUCUAUGGGUAAAUAAAACUUAUGUGGAUUUCUCAUUCCUCUUGUAUGAAGCCAUAACUUCCUGAGAUUCUUCAUACACCUGAGAACUAGAUUUAUAGCAAUUUGUCUAAUUACUCUGAACCUAAGGUAUAAUAAGAUGUCUCAUUUCCCUAAGAAGCUCAAAUAAUUACAGUCUGGUUUGGCCCUUACAUUAAGCCCAAAGUGCCAGAAAUACUGAAGUAACUAUCUUCUUAGCUGUUGCCUGGGACCUAGGAGAUAUCUCUAGGAGACACAUGGGGGCCAUCUGACUCCUGGAGAGAUUUUUUUUUAAGAUUUAUUUAUGCAUAUAAGAGCUGGUAUGUGUGUGAUAGGGAGGGCAGGUGAGAGGAUUCACCAGAGACAGAGUUGGGAGCAGAACAGGCAGAUGUACUACAAUACACGGUUAAGGGGAGCAGUGAGCGAGAAAGGGAGAGGUCUGCUGCACCAUGUGGGUCACCUCCCUGGCCAGGGAUCUAACUCAUGCCUCAAUGGCUGCUGAUAGCGUCAUAGUGCUGAGACUUAACCCCUUGCGCCACCAGGGAGGCCCUGUUUUUGUUUUUUAACCUAACGGGAGAGAAAAGGGGAGAACCUUCCAGGAGGGGAAGAGAACAGUUAGGGAUUGAGGAGAUUGAGGAGAUCAUUUUUUUUCACCCUUAAAUUUAGGAUAUAGUCCUGGAGAUCCUAAUCCAAUGUGUGGUCUGUUACUAAGAUUCCUUCCUCCUUCACAGGAGAACCCUGGCCUCCAAUUUUUGUCCCUUUAACUCAUCAGUAAGGCUGACAAAAGUGUUACUUAGCUUUUCUCUCAACCAUCUCUUCCUGAAUUGGCAAAUGCUGAGUUCAAGUCUCAUUCUGCUUUGUACCUUGGUGAUGUAAUUCUUCACUGUAUUUUGUUUCUCUGAUAUGUAGGCAUAUUAAACUUAUUUUAUCCAACAUUUCUAGUUGUUCUCUGUGAGAUGACUGGUGUGAUUUGCCUACUUACCACUAAAUGUGAAGUCAGUAAAACAGGUCUUAGGGAAAAUGCAAUAGUCAGUUUUGAAUAUCUCAGAUAACAAUAACAAAUAAAUUAGACAUACAAGGUUCAAUGCUAAGAAGAGAGGUUGAGUUAAGUAGGUAUAUUUGAACACUGAUUGAUGAUAGUUCAGAUCUUGGGUGUGAAUGGGACUAUAUGGCAAAUACAGAAAAAGACGAUUGGAACCAAGU
This is a messenger RNA of Talpa occidentalis (Iberian mole), 4406 nucleotides long. RefSeq names its product dehydrogenase/reductase 7 (gene DHRS7). The coding region runs from base 572 to 1546 and encodes 324 amino acids. The transcript has 8 exons. Lineage: Eukaryota; Metazoa; Chordata; Mammalia; Eulipotyphla; Talpidae. Gene Ontology annotation, molecular function: oxidoreductase activity. The record is from RefSeq and is a predicted model, not a curated record.